Messenger RNA from Loa loa (African eye worm), 904 nucleotides. RefSeq lists its product as hypothetical. The annotation marks the transcript as partial. Gene Ontology annotation, molecular function: protein binding. The transcript is spliced from 5 exons. The record is from RefSeq and is a predicted model, not a curated record. NCBI's taxonomy places the organism in Eukaryota, Metazoa, Nematoda, Chromadorea, Rhabditida, Onchocercidae.
CACCAAAUGCGCCUUUAAUUGAAACGGCGGAAUGUGUUGCGGAGAAUAAUUCAGUAACUAUUGUAUGGAAAGCACAAAAUGAUGAUUGUGCAAUUGAUGGUUAUAUGUUAGAGAUUGAUUCCGGUUCUGGUGAUGGAUUAUUUAAGGAAGUAUACUGUGGCAGAGAUACGAUAUGUACAAUUGAUGGCUUACAUUUCAAUACAGUUUACAAUGCGCGAGUUAAAGCAUUUAAUGCAGCCGGUGAAAGUUCAUAUAGCGAUAUAAUAUGUCUUCAAACGGCUACCGUGGCAUGGUUUCAAUUGAGUAAAUCAGCUUCACAAAAUGAUUUAACCGUAUCCAAUGAAUGUAUGUCAUUGACCGGAACAACAAUGGAAUAUAGAUCUCUUUGUGGUUCCAUUGCCUUCUCUCGCGGAACACAUUACUGGGAGAUAACGGUGGAACGUCAUACAGGAAAUGCCGAUGUUGUAGUUGGUGUAGCGCAAAGUGCUUUCAAUCGUCAUAUUAUGCUUGGGAAAGACUUACACGGUUGGUCAAUGUAUAUCGAUGGAGAACGUUCGUGGUAUUUGCAUAACGGAAUGCAUCAUAGUCGAAUCAUCGGUGGUAUCGGUGUUGGAUCUGUGAUCGGUGUAUUAUUGGAUUGUGAUAAAGGUACUCUGGCAUUCUUCGUCAACGAUACGCGACGAGAAUAUGAAGGACAAUUAGUUGCAUUUCGGAAUAUGCCACGCGGUUUGUAUUAUCCGGCAUUCAGUGUUAAUUGUGAUGCAUUGAUAACUGUACAUACCGGUUUGACAAUCCCGUCAAGCUCAGGAAGCAGUGAUUGCAGCGAUACAUGAUCUAUACCAUAGCAUUUUUCUUUUUUCUCCCUCUUUCAUUUGUAUGUUGUUUUUUUUUUUCAAAGUAUUGC